AUGGAUUAUACUGAUUAUGAUUUGAUUUUUGGUAUUUCAGAUCAUGCAGUUGAUGUUGAAGUUCAUGCUCCUGAUAAACAUAUACCAGAAUUUGCAAAGUUAACUGAUGAAUCUACAUCAACUUCACAACAAAGCAAAAAUAUGCAAAACAGUCCAGUGGAGGGGGAGAAAUUGGAUUCGAGUACUUUAAAUAAUGAAGAGCAUUCUUUCAAGGAGGAGAAAGAUCAAAUGAAUGUUGAAGUUGAGGGGGAGCAUGUUGUUGAGGGGGAGCAUAAUGUUGAUGAUGCUUGUUCGAAUGCAGGCUCGGAAAAUGAUGAAAUAUACAAAGAUGCACCUUUGGAAUUUGAUCUAGCAUAUCCACCAAUGGAAAAAUGGACAAGAGAUCAUCCGAAGGAUCAAGAAGAAAAGAAGUCGAAAAAGUCAAAGAAGGUUGCUCCUACUUCACCUAAACAAAAGACAAAGGGUUCGAAAUCCUCUAAGUCUCCAAAGAAGCAGACUGAAAAUGUUGAAGUGACAGUUGAUGAAACACAUGUGAUUGAGCCAAUUAUGGAAGAGACUCAAGAGAAUGUCAUUAUUCCUUCGAAAACUAGGAUGUUUAGAAGAAUCAAGAUGAAAUCUACUCACAAACGAAAGUCAUCAUCACAGACGAUGGUUCGCAAAACUCAAAUUACUCACCAAGGAGUUUUAAUUCGUGAGUUACUUGUUCCUGUUUCUCCCGGGUCCAAGAAACGAGUAGCAGAAGAUAUAGCAAAACACUUGUCCCAACCGAAGAAGAAGAAGAAGACGAAGAAGACUCGAAAGCUUGUUUUAUCUACUGUGUCUAGAGAAGAAGAUGAACGAAUACCAGAAACUCCAGAGUUCACUCCUAUCAAUACAAGUUCCAUUCUUGAGAAGACUGUUAUCAUACCACCCGAAGUUUCGAUUGUCGAGUCAAUUUUUGAAGAGGUUCGAACUUCAUACAUCCCUACACACGUAUCUGAUAUGGAUGCAAAUGUCAACAUGGGUAAAGGAGGUUCGAAAGAUGCAGAUCAAGGUCCAAUUAUCUAUCCUGUUACACCAACAUCUACUAUUCCUCUCACAUCAACCACUGUUUUGCCAACCUUCGAACAUAUCAUCAGUCAACCAUUCACUUCCAUUUUUCCUUCUCAAUCCACUGAUACACCCAAACCAUCUUCACCAACUGAAACUGAUAAUGAAGGGUUUGGCGGUACGUUCAAAAAUCUGGAAUUUCAUGAAGAUGAAGAAGAAUUCCUGAUUACAUGUUGA
Messenger RNA from Lactuca saligna, 1266 nucleotides. The record is from the annotation of a GenBank genome assembly. NCBI's taxonomy places the organism in Eukaryota, Viridiplantae, Streptophyta, Magnoliopsida, Asterales, Asteraceae.